Messenger RNA from Harpegnathos saltator (Jerdon's jumping ant), 2655 nucleotides. Its product is annotated as long-chain-fatty-acid--CoA ligase 1. Gene Ontology annotation, biological process: fatty acid metabolic process. Gene Ontology annotation, cellular component: membrane; endoplasmic reticulum. Bases 581 to 2629 code for a protein of 682 amino acids. Gene Ontology annotation, molecular function: long-chain fatty acid-CoA ligase activity. NCBI's taxonomy places the organism in Eukaryota, Metazoa, Arthropoda, Insecta, Hymenoptera, Formicidae. The record is from RefSeq and is a predicted model, not a curated record. The transcript is spliced from 9 exons.
ACGAUGGGGUGGCUGCCGCGGUGGCGAAGGGUCGUCGCAGCACCCGCCGGGCCGUCCGGCAUCGAUUCGCCACGGCGGCGGGGUGACGUCAUGGCGCCGUCGAGUAUACGCCACUGAGGCUCCGCAACGUACGCGAGCCCGAGUGCGUGGCGAGAAGGAAAAUUCGGCGAUCUCUCGGCGAAGGAAGGCAGUGUCAUGCCGUGGCCCUGACCUGAGGCUUCCUCUGGCCCGAGCCGACCACCCUGGUGCCGCCGUCGUCGUCUAAUCGCAUUCAGUGCUCUGUGCCUCGAAUUCGCCUCGCAGCGAAUCAACCUCGAAAACGUGCUCUCUUUCUCUCUUUUCGGCGGACAGUCUCGGCCAGAGGAAAAGGGAGAGAGAGAGAGAGAGAAAGAGAGAGAGAGAGAGAGAGAGAGAGAGAGGGAGAGAGAGGGAGAGAGAGGCAGGGAGAGAAAGAGAGAAAGAAAGAAAGAAAGAAAGAGACACGGCGCUUCUCUUCACGCAGAACUGACCGGAGGACUACGAAGCGGGCGCACAUUUUUUCAUUUACAUUGCCGUCGCUUUAACGUCUCUGCUGUGCACCAUGUUACAGUCUCAACUCGAGGACUACCUGCCGUAUUUGGGCGGCGCGGCCGGUGCCCUCAUCGCCACCGGGAUUGCGGCUUACUGGGCUUCCAGACCGACCGCUGAGAGACCGCUGUUUCCGCUCGACGCUCAGGCAAUUUUGUUACCGGGCACCGAACUCAUCCGGGUGUCGAGGUUCUACAAGGAAGCCAAGGAUGGCAAGUUUGUUAGUUUCCUAUACGAGGACACGCGCACGCUCUACGACGGCUUCCGUCGCGGCGCCAACGAGUCCAACAAUGGUCCUUGUCUCGGGUGGAGAGAGGAGCCCAACAAACCCUACCAAUGGCUUCAUUACAACGAGACGCUGCUCAGGGCGAAAAAUUUUGGUUCCGGCCUAGUGUCCUUGGGGCUGUCCCCUGGCCCGCAAACCCUUAUAGGCCUGUACAGUCAGAACUGUCCCGAGUGGAUCCUCACCGAGCAAGCAUGCUACGCGUAUUCCCUCGUGGUGGUGCCGUUGUACGACACCUUGGGCCCGGACGCCUGCGCGUAUAUCAUCAAUCAGGCUGACAUCAACCUGGUGGUGUGCGAAGACGACCAAAAGUGCAAUUUACUCCUCGACAAAGCGCCAAGGUGUUUACGGAAGCUGGUGGUCGUGAAGCAGACGCGGCCGGCGACAAAGCAGCGGGCGAAGAACCGCGGCAUCGAGCUGUACAGGUUCGUUGACAUCGAGCAGUUGGGCGCCCAGAAGAAUCACCCGGAACUGCCGCCGAAGGUGUCAGACCUCUGCACGAUAUGCUACACGUCCGGCACCACCGGCAACCCGAAGGGCGUGAUGCUGACGCAUCAGAACGUCAUGGCGGGCAUAUGCGCGGUGCUGAUGCAGCUGGGCGAUCACAGGGUCACGUCCAAGGACACGAUGAUCAGCUUCCUGCCGUUGGCGCACAUGCUAGAGCGCAGCUGCGAGAACGCCAUGUACAUGGUCGGCGGCUCCGUCGGCUUCUACAGCGGCGACAUCAAGAGGCUCGCCGAGGACAUGAAGGCCCUCGGGCCCACCGUGAUGCCGGCCGUGCCUAGACUGCUAAACCGGAUAUACGACAAGGUGCAAUCCGAGCUGCAGAGCUCGUUCCUGAAGAGGAUGAUCUUCAACAUGGGCAUGCAGGCGAAGGAGACGGAGAUCAAGAAGGGCAUAGUGAGGAGCAACAGCAUUUGGGACAAGAUUGUGUUUAAGAAGAUCCAAAACUCGAUGGGCGGCAAGCUGAGGCUGAUGCUUGUAGGCUCGGCGCCGCUCGCGGGCAACGUCCUCACCUUCACCAGGUGCGCCCUCGGCUGCCUCGUGGUCGAGGGUUACGGUCAGACGGAAUGCUGCGCGCCAAUAACGCUCACUAUUCAGGGUGAUCAUGUGCCGGAACACGUGGGUCCACCGGUGGCCUGUUGCUGCGUCAAGCUCGUCGACGUUCCGGAAAUGCAGUACUUCGCGGCGAAGAACCAGGGCGAGGUGUGCGUCAAGGGCACUAACGUCUUCAUAGGGUAUUACAAGGAUUUCGAGAAGACCCACGAGGUCAUCGACGAGGACGGAUGGCAUCACACGGGGGACAUCGGCAUGUGGCAGCCUAACGGAACGCUGAAAAUAAUCGAUCGAAAGAAGCAUAUCUUCAAGUUGUCGCAAGGGGAGUACAUCGUGCCGGAAAAAAUCGAGAAUAUUUAUAUACGCAGUCAGUACGUGCAACAGAUAUUCGUCCACGGGGAGUCACUGAAAUCUUGUAUUAUAGCAAUAGUGAUACCAGACGUAGAUGUAAUCAAGUGCUGGGCGGUGGAGAACGAUAUCCCCGGUACGUUGAGCGUCUUGUGCGCUAACCCAGAAGUCAAAAAACUAAUUUUGGACGACAUGUUAGCGUGGGGCAAGGAAGCUGGUCUCAAGUCCUUCGAGCAGGUAAAAGACAUUUAUCUCCAUCCAGACCCGUUCUCCGUGCAAAAUGGUCUUUUAACACCAACGCUGAAAACGAAACGGCCUCAACUGAAAGCGUAUUUCAAGCCGCAAAUAGAGGAUCUCUAUCAACAUUUGGACUGACCAGACUGAGCGACCGUUAUCGUUCA